CAGCAGACACCAAAAUCGCAGAGUUACUCAAUGAGCUGCAUCAGCUCAUAAAGCAAACUCAGGAGGAGCGAUCACGAAGUGAACACAACCUUCUGAACAUCCAGAAAACACAUGAGAGGAUGCAGACAGAAAAUAAGAGAGCUAUGCAUUACAGUUCGGUACAGGCGUCAGAACCGCCGUCAGCCGUCCUUGCAGCAUAUCUUCAUUUGUGUGUGCAACGGAGGAGAGCGAGAACCACAUUAUAGCGACCAUGAGGAGGUUAACCCAACGUGACUCUACCCACCCUAGCAGCUGGGCCAAUUGGUUGCUUAGGAAGCCUGACUUGAAUCACUCAGCAUGCCCUGGAUUUGAACUUGUGACUGCAGCAUCUCCAUAUUAUCGGACAAAACUGAGGGGUCUUUACACUACAGCUAAAGCAGAUGCUGAGGCUGAAUGUGGUAUUCUUAGACGGGCCCUUGACAAGAUUGCAGAAAUUAAAUCCCUUUUGGAGGAGAGACGAAUUGCUGCCAGGAUGGCAGGAGUGUAUAGUGACACCGACCCACCCAGAAAGACCAUGCGCAGAGGCGUUCUCAUGACCCUGUUGCAACAGUCAGCUAUGACUCUCCCUCUCUGGAUUGGAAAACCUGGGGAGAGUCCACCACCACUGUGUGGCGCUAUACCAGCCAGCAGUGACUAUGUGGCUAAACAGGGGGACAAGGUGGCGGCACGUGUGAAGGCCGUGGAUGGUGAUGAGCAGUGGAUUCUUGCAGAAGUGGUCAGCUACAACCACUCCACCAACAAGUAUGAAGUUGAUGACAUUGAUGAAGAAGGUAAAGAGAGACACACAUUGAGUCGGAGGAGAAUCAUCCCUCUCCCACAGUGGAAAGCAAACCCAGAGACGGACCCAGAGGCUUUGUUCAGCAAAGACCAGCUGGUGCUGGCACUCUAUCCACAGACCACUUGCUUUUAUAGAGCCUUGAUCCACACGCCACCACACCGGCCCCAGGAUGACUACUCUGUGCUAUUUGAAGAUACAUCUUACGCUGAUGGCUAUUCUCCACCUCUCAACGUCGCCCAGCGAUAUGUAGUAGCCUGCAAGGAGAACAAGAAGAAGUGAUGGAAAGAUAAAAAAGAAGCAUUUAAAACCUGACAAAGAAUAUAAUGUGGGGCAUUAUUUGUGAAGAGACCCUGGGUUUAUCAUGAUAAGGAGUGAAAUCAGGAUAUCCCCUGAAUCAUGAAUAUUUGGUUACAUCCUUGACCUUGAGAAUUCAUAUAGAUCUUGAUGGUGAACAUUAGACUAUUCAUUUGAAAGUAUUAAAUAGCUUUGUAUUAAUUCCAAGUAGUCACUAAAAUACACAAUUUAGCUGAACAUGGUUAGAUUUCAAUUCUAUUUCCUACUUAGAAAAGUCUUGCAGAAACAUUUCACCUUGGCAGAUCCCUAAAUAUUCGCUUUAUCAAUGAAGGAAUCAAGCGCUCAAAUUUGUGAUACCAUUAAAAUAGUUAGCUUUUUUAAUAUUUUUAUUGAGCUACAAAGUAUGAAGUAUACAAUAUUACAUAAAGAAUCAAAUAAAAUAAAAAUACAUGCUUGUACAAUUUGAAUAGCUUUACGCUUCUCAGAAGGCAAAAUUGAUUCAAUGUAAUGCAUCAUUUCCUUUCAGAAAACUACAAAACAUGGUGUCUUUUCUGAGAAUUUGCAUGUGUGAAUAAGAAUUUGGCCAUUAAAAGAACAAAAUUAAUCAAAUAUGUGUGAGUUUGCCAGUCUUUCUGAUUUGCAGUGAUACCCAACAAAACAUGUUUCCUCUGUAAAAUAAAAAUGUCAUCAAUAUUUUCAAUAAUUAAAAUAAAACAAAAAAUAAAACAAAUGGGCAGUGCCAAAACAAACGAAUAGCAGUCUUUAGACACUGAUUUGCAAAAGCUACAGUUUACAUAUACUAUAUAUUCUAUAUAGAUAUUUUUGGUCACACAUUUUUUAAAUCAAAAGUUACUACUUGUUAAAAUUAGUUAAUGCACUAUGAACUAACAAUGAACAAUUGUAUUUGUAUUAACAUUAACAAAGAUUAAUAAAUGCUGUACAAAAUAUAUUGUUUA
Myxocyprinus asiaticus (Chinese sucker) is the source of this 2067-nucleotide messenger RNA. RefSeq names its product SAGA-associated factor 29. The transcript is spliced from 10 exons. NCBI's taxonomy places the organism in Eukaryota, Metazoa, Chordata, Actinopteri, Cypriniformes, Catostomidae. Bases 251 to 1096 code for a protein of 281 amino acids. Gene Ontology annotation, cellular component: SAGA complex. The record is from RefSeq and is a predicted model, not a curated record.